AUGUUUCGCCGGACGUACACGGCCGUGGGGCCCAGCUACUCCACCUCUGUCCUGAACUGCCUGAAGCUCCUCGACCUGUGGUGCUUUGACGUCUUCGCGCUGAACCGGGUGACAGACGAUCACUCCCUGAGGACCAUCGUCUUCGAGCUCUUCACCCGACACAACCUCAACAGCCGCUUCAAGAUCCCCGCCACCUUCCUGACGACGCUGCUGGACGCGCUGGAGGGCGGGCGGCACUACCUGACGGAGAUCGAGGUCCUGGCCAUCAUCUUCGCUGCCGCCAUCCACGACUACGAGCACACGGGCACCACCAACAGCUUCCACAUCCAGACCAAGUCGGACUGCGCCAUCCUCUACAACGACCGCUCGGUGCUGGAGAACCACCACAUCAGCGCCGUCUUCCGCAUGAUGCAGGAUGACGAGAUGAACAUCUUCGUCAACCUCACCAAGGACGAGUUUGCGGAGCUGAGGGCUCUGGUGAUCGAGAUGGUCCUGGCCACCGACAUGUCCUGCCACUUCCAGCAGGUGAAGUCCAUGAAGACAUCCCUGCAGCAGCUGGAGCGGAUCGAUAAGUCCAAGGUGCUGUCGCUGCUGCUGCACGCGGCCGACAUCAGCCACCCCACCAAGCAGUGGUCGGUCCACAGCCGCUGGACCAAAGCCCUGAUGGAGGAGUUCUUCAGGCAGGGGGACAAGGAGGCUGAGCUGGGGCUGCCCUUCUCGCCCCUCUGCGACCGUACCUCCACGCUGGUGGCCCAAUCCCAGAUCGGCUUCAUCGACUUCAUCGUGGAGCCCACCUUCUCGGUGCUGACCGAUGUGGCUGAGAAGAUGGUGCUGCCCCUCGCUGAGGACGGCACCAAAGCCAAGGGCAACCCAGUGGCCAGCCAGCAAGCCAGCUCGCAGUGGCGGCAGCCGUCCCUGGAUGACCACCUGGAGCUGGGGGACAUCAAAGCCGACCUGGCCGGCUUCCGCUCCACCCGAAAAAAAAAUUUCAAAUCCUGUUUUAUCAAGUGCAGAAUCUAA
This is a messenger RNA of Egretta garzetta (little egret), 1020 nucleotides long. Its product is annotated as calcium/calmodulin-dependent 3',5'-cyclic nucleotide phosphodiesterase 1B. The coding region runs from base 1 to 1020 and encodes 339 amino acids. Gene Ontology annotation, molecular function: 3',5'-cyclic-nucleotide phosphodiesterase activity. The record is from RefSeq and is a predicted model, not a curated record. The transcript is spliced from 11 exons. NCBI's taxonomy places the organism in Eukaryota, Metazoa, Chordata, Aves, Pelecaniformes, Ardeidae. Gene Ontology annotation, biological process: signal transduction.